AAGCGACAGGAGGGGUUAGACAUUCGGGAACAGCGCGAAUCGGCACAUCCCAGCAAGCUGGUUAUUUUAACUGAAUGCUCAAACACAUUACAUUGAGAUUCAAGGGACAAAUAUCAACUGGGGCAUAUUGAGAGGACCGUGUGAUCGAUUAUUUUUCCAUUGCACUUACGACAAAUACAUAGAUGGACAACUUGAAUGCCUCAGACGAAAAGCCUGUUCAGCGCUCUAAGUCCUUUAGUUUUCAAACACAGAAGGAGACCUGUGCAGCCUGUGAGAAGACUGUGUACCCCAUGGAGAGACUGGUGGCCAACAAUCUUAUCUUCCAUACAACAUGCUUCUGCUGCAAGCACUGCAACACCAAACUCAGCCUGGGCACUUAUGCUGCCCUACAGGGUGAGUUCUACUGCAAGCCUCACUUCCAGCAGCUGUUCAAGAGCAAAGGUAACUAUGAUGAGGGCUUUGGCCGCAAACAGCACAAAGAGCUCUGGGCCAGCAAGGAUGGUGAAAGCAUGGCCAAGACACCGUAACGUCACUGGGUCAUCAGAGACGCUUCCCCUGCCUGCGUCGACAAGCGUCACACCCUUUUAUGUAGAACAUGCCUUCUGUCUCUCACACACACACACAGACAGGUACGCAUGCUUAGCAUAUCACAAGAAUGUGAGCCAUGGCUCUUUCUGUAAUACACCUUCACACACACACACACUUGCCCACAAACAUGACAGGGCAGGCAUCUCUCCCUCUAGGGUGUUUUUGUUUUUUUAAUUUUUUUUUGGUUUUUUUUUUUGCCUUAAAUGUUUCUCUUUUUAAUGCUUUUAUUUUGUUACUGACUAUCUGAUUGUGACGAAUACAAACUCCAAGGUUUUUUUGUUUUCCUUUUAAUUUUGUUUUAUUUAUCAGAAUCAGUAGUUUAUUUUCUCAUGUAUGCAAUGUCCCUUUUAAAUGAAAUGCUUGCAUGAAUACAAAGUUUUAGACUAUAUACUCAGGUAGAGAGUCUGGGGUGUGGUGACAUGUUCCACUGGUCUUUUAUAACCAUUACAGGAUUAAUUUCUCUUUUGUUAAAUAUGAACCACAGGCUUGUUUGUAACAAAGAUACAAGUGUCUGCUUUGUUUCAUGUAGGCAGGGUGCUAUGCCUGUGAAACUACAGGGUACAUAGUACUGUCAUAUCGGGCUCCUGAUUCCUCCCUUCUCUCUCAAGUUCACAUUUCUUGACAGGAUGGGUGGAAAUGGGAGAAACUGAGCUAAAUGUCUCUCCUGAACAUGAUUCAAAACAUUUACCAUCUCGCACACAAACAUGCACUUUUUUUUCUGGACAGCUGAUGUUUAAAGAUAUAGCUGGAUAUAAAUCGGUGGCAUAGGUUUCAUUUCAACUGUGGAGGAGAGACACUGCUCACACCACCCACCUUAACACAUGUGUCGUGUGAGCAGGAAUUAUUUGGAGGAGGGGGGUGGUCGCUCAAGUACUGUGCAUAAUCUUUGUUCUCCAUUCAGUUCCAUCACUAGAUAUUGGCCAUCAAUGCAGAAUCUGGUAAUUAUCUAAUGGUUUUACGUGUUUAAGAACCAAUGCCUCCUGGUGUGCUGGCGGGCAGUUUGCAUAUCGCUACACCCCCUAUUUUUUAUAUAUAUUUUCUCGUUUUAAGUCUGGUCAUGAGUAAAAUGUCUUAAGUGCAGGUCCGUCAGGCGCUUUUGUGCUUUUAUCGUUUUUUAAUGCUUAUUUUUGAUUCAUCUUUUGCACAUGCUCCAUAGCUGCACCGGCAUGAUUACCCGAUCGUGGCCACUACGGGGCGAACGUACUGUGCGUGCUGCAGUGUCCUAAAGCCUUUACCUGUACGAGGCCAAACUCGCUCAACAGCGGGCGAUGGAAAUAGUCGUGGAGGACCUUGUCUCGUGGGAGCUGCCAUGACGUGCCGUCCCAUUCCCUUUACCCUAUCGCGGUCUGUAAUCGCACCGCUUGUCUUGUUUCCUGUGAGACGGUCUUUGUCCGUGACGGGAUUCGGUCGUGCGUCCACACGCGUGUGCCAGCGCGUCCGGCUCCCUCUCGUUGCUCAGGAAUACGAGUCCAGUGUCGUCCCUCGUACCGAUUCCCAGCCCCCGAGCAGCCGUUCGGCAUCACUGGGUCGGGAGUAUCUAGCACGCCCCGCCGCUUGUCGUGGGUUUCGCGGAGGAGGAGCCAGUGAGGAGUUUAAGUAAAUCGCACGUUUUACGUGGGGUUUUGCAAGUGAAAAAAUUCUUGUAGCUAUCGUCCUGUGAGCUCCAUCAGUUUGUGUAUAUGGCAUUAUGAAACUUUCAGUGAAUUCAGUGCCUAGUUUUAAGUUUUCUUGCUGUUGAACAAGCUUUUGUAUUAUAAUGGCUCGGCAGAGCAGAUGAGGUCAUGACUGUUGGUGUCAUGACUGAAAGGCACAGUCCGGUGAGGCUCCGUUUAAAAUCUGAUCAUCCGCAGUAUUAAAUCUGCCUUUUAACGGAAUCGGUGCCAGAGUUUGUGUAGAGCUCCAUCUAGUGCUGGUACGAGAAGCCGAUAGCUUUAAGGACGAGUCGAGCUUUUGCCGAGUUUACGUUUCAAGAUUCUCUCGUUCCUCUCAUUGCCUGCUUUUGCCUACUCAGAGUGCGUGGUCGCUGAAGUCCUCUUGCUCGUUAAUGAACCCUUGAUUUAAGUACUUACCAAGCCAUUGAGAGUGACCAAAUGUAUUUUGCAACUUGAAUGCCACAGAAGCCCUUAGUGUUGUACGUGUUUAAGAAUACUGUGAAGUCGAAAGCGCUGUGAGCCAGAACAAUUUUCUCAAGAAGCCUUAUCAAAUAUCGCACAUUCAUUUCAAAUCUUUCAUAAAGGUGCUUUUUUCUUUUCUUUUCUGCUUUGCUUGUCUAAUUUCCCCCUUAUGAUCUCAUGCAACGUGGCAGUUUGACCAUUUUUUUUGCCCCCAUUUGCAUCAUUUGUCAAGAAGGGAACUGAUAUUUUCACAGCCACAAAUCACCGUGUUUACAGUAAUGCUCAGACGUGUGGCCAGUGGCCCAAUACAAGUACCAAAACUGCAUAAUGUCCUAGAGAUUCUCGGUGUCUACCAUCUCUUUGUUAAAAGAAUCAAAACAUCGUUUGUGUUUUCUGUACGUACAGAAAAGCGCGUGGAUGUUCAGGAGAUAAAACGGCCUACGGCUUGUUUAAGGUACUUUUAGGUUUGAAAUGUAUGUAGGUGACUGCGUGGGAUAAGAUACUUGAAUAAACAAGAUUGCGGGUUGGGGGGGGGGAGUCGUCUUCAUUAGUCGUGUGAAUAGGGAAGCCUUAAAGCAGCAGGACUUGGUUUUAAGGUGAUUUCCUUGUUUUUCAGCUCUUAAAGUUUGUCUGUAUGGUUCUCGUUUUGUUAACCUCCUUAACAAUACUGAACCACUAUUUUUGUUAACGUAUACAAGAUCGUGUCUCUCAUUACUGCAGUAUUCUCCAUUUUCUUUUCCCCCCGCAUUUUUGUACGUGCUUUUCGAGGGAAAAUAAACAGCUUGCUGGUGUUUGGUUUA
Electrophorus electricus (electric eel) is the source of this 3502-nucleotide messenger RNA. RefSeq names its product LIM domain containing 2 (gene limd2). NCBI's taxonomy places the organism in Eukaryota, Metazoa, Chordata, Actinopteri, Gymnotiformes, Gymnotidae. The record is from RefSeq and is a predicted model, not a curated record.